This is a messenger RNA of Diatraea saccharalis (sugarcane borer), 1948 nucleotides long. The record is from the annotation of a GenBank genome assembly. NCBI's taxonomy places the organism in Eukaryota, Metazoa, Arthropoda, Insecta, Lepidoptera, Crambidae.
AUGAAUGUACACAAACUUUGGGAGUACAGAGAGUACGUUAAUAUAAAUGGUAUGAUGCUGACCAGCGAGCUGAUCUCAUUAUUGCAGAACUCUUUGACUUUACUGCAAAUCGAGAAUCACUUCACCCACGUCCAAUACUGGGGGCAACUGUACGCCAUCGAUGCAGACUAUCACAUCGCCUGCGGCAUCACAGGCGACGCUAUCGCAGACCGCAAAUACUUCUACACCACAGACUUCAAGUUCUGGGGUUUACUCCCUAAACCAAAGAGAAAAUACAAACUCCUUUCUUUGAUCACCACCUUCCCUUUUCGUGGCGAUCCAGCCCUGAAAAUUAAAGUUUUGGACGAAGCCCUGGAAGACAACCAUCCGGACAAAUGUCGCCUAAUGAAGGAAGAGAGCCGCUUAGCCGCUACCAUUAGUAACAUCUCUGACGAAGCCGAGAUCUGUGCUAGAGGGCAGCUGAUUCAACAGCCGGAUGGCUGCGUAGUUAUCAAUCCGAACUAUUAUGGUCUGACAGCCCCCGAAGCGAAACUUUUGAAGUCUUACUUGCACAUAAGGCAGCCGCAGCAGCGUUGGAACACUAAUCUUUUAACCCGUCAAGACUACAACUAUAGCAUGGAUUUCCUCGACUCUAUUGACCAGGAUAUUCCGAGUGGUUGCUGGAGUUUAUCCUUAGAGAAGAGUGGUAGCGUAGCUUAUCUGAGGAGUUUGUAUUGGCCUGGAAUGACCUUUUUCCAUAAAGUAAGAACCCCCGAUGCUGGGUUCCUCUACGUUGGUAAUGGACGAAAAAAUAUGGAUGUGCCAUUCCUUCUUUAAUUUUUGCUUUUUCUAUGAUUUUCAUAAAAUGUCUCAAGAAAUUAAAAAUAUUUCGUUUAGAAAAUGUUAUUCUUAUCACCGAUUUUAUUCAGUCGUUAUUAUAUAUUUUUGCAUUUUCCUUAUACCUAUAGCUCUAUAUGUCCUGUGGCUAUAAAAAUUAUAAUAACGAAAGUUCAACAAGGUGGAAUGGUGUUUUCUUCCUCCCUUAAAUUUUAAUCCGAAUUUUCGUACAUUUUGAAUAUAUUUUGAAGUCAUUGCGAUUAACUGUGGUCAUAUUAGCAGUUUUGAAAUGAAUUUGUUCGGCAGUUAUAUUUAAUUUUACAGAUACUCUAAAUAAAAUUGAAAAUUAUCAAAAUAUUUUUCUCAAUUAAAUUAAUGAUUAAUAUAUAAAAAAAUAAAUAUAAAUAGAAUACCUAUUUAAUAUAACUUAAAAUAAGUACACACGUCUGCACGUCAGGCAACCACAACAUGUCAAAUUUUUAAACGGUACAGUGAAUUAAGAUUUAAUAUCAAGUGGAGAAAUUUGGCAGUUUUCUAUAGCCUGUAAUUGUUAUAGCCUGUAAGUUCUGUUAACCGUACAGUCCAGAGGUACAGUCAGAGUACAAAGAGUAAGUGCUAUUCAUGCAUACGCACCGAAAAUAGUUUGUAUGUGAGCGCGCCCGUGCGUAUGCGUUGUCUCACGCACACACAAAUUAUCGAAGUUAUAGAAGUUCAAGGCACGAGUGGCAACUCAUGCAUGCUUCGGUUGUAGUAUAUGGCUGUAUAAAAGGAUGCCUUUGUGUAUUUUGAGGUUUGAUGUAUAAAAAUAACAAGAAUGUCUCUCUCUCUCGCUCUCUCUCUCUCUCUCUCUCUCUCUCUCUCUCUCUCUCUCUCUCUCUCUCUCUCUCUUGUAAUGGUGGAUCUUAAAAUAAAGUGUUCCUCAAGUCAAGUCACAAAUACAACAUCCGUAUAUUUCGCGUCACUGUAUUGCCGCUAGUUAUAAAAUUUCUGGACGUAAACAAGAUGAAAAAUAAACCAAAAUAUUAUAUAUGCAUUUAUAAAUUGAGUAUGUAUAUGGUACUUCACAUGUUUAUAAAUCAAGUAUAUGGUAUUUCGUUCUUUAGGUGUUUGGAUAAUUAUAAUAUCAUAAGUA